Molecule: messenger RNA, 3689 nt
Organism: Owenia fusiformis
Lineage: Eukaryota; Metazoa; Annelida; Polychaeta; Sabellida; Oweniidae
Source: the annotation of a GenBank genome assembly
CAACAGGAGCUACUGGAUCAACAGGUGCAACAGGAGCCACUGGAUCCACUGGUGCAACAGGAGCCACUGGAUCAACUGGUGCAACAGGAACCACUGGAUCAACUGGUCCAACAGGUGCUACGGGACCAACUGGUAUAACAGGGCCGAUUGGUGCAACUGGAUCAAUAGGUGCUACAGGAUCGACUGGUACAACAGGUCCAACUGGUGCAACUGGUCCAGUCGGUGCUACUGGAAUAACAGGAAAUGUUGGUGCGACUGGACCAAGCGGAAUGGGUAUUAUUCUAUUAGAUGAAUGCGUGAAUACUACCUGUCAACAUUACUGUGUGGACACGUUUUUGGGUUACAACUGCGCUUGCUAUUCUGGGUAUACUCUGGCAAAUGACAAUGAAACUUGUGAAGAUAUAGACGAAUGUGAGCUAAAGAAUGGCGGAUGUGAACAACAAUGUAACAACACCAUAGGGUCAUUCAACUGCAGCUGUACUGAUGGGUUUAGUUUGUCACAAAAUAUGUUGAGUUGCAAUGAUAUCGACGAGUGUGCGCUUGGAACCCAUAAUUGUACGGUCUCACUUGUGUGUGUCAACACAUAUGGAGGAUAUAGCUGUGUUGGGAAUGCAGUAGUUGGUGCAACUGGUCCAUCUGGUGGAGUAAUGGGGGCUACUGGUCUAAGUGGAUCAACUGGCAUCCAGGGAUUAAUUGGCUCAACUGGAAGUAUUGGAGCAACCGGACCUGCUGGGGCAACUGGACUAACUGGGGCAACUGGACCAAGUGGUCUGGAUGGUUUUGGGGCAACUGGACCAGCUGGUGCUACAGGCCUAACUGGAAUCAGAGGAGCUACAGGUCCAACAGGCAUUGGGGCAACGGGAGAAGCAGGUGAACCUGGUGACUUUGGACCACUCGGGGCCACUGGACCGGCUGGAUCAACUGGACCAUCUGGAUCGACCGGACCCAGCGGAUUAUCAGUUAUUGGAGCUACCGGACCAGCGGGCGCCACGGGAAUUUCCGGAAUUGGUGCAACUGGUCCCACGGGUCUGCAAGGACCACCGGGCCCUCCAGGACCACCGGGAACUGAAUCUAAAUCAAGUUCAUUUGGAAUUAAAACUCUCAUUGGCAAAGAUGAGUGUGCAAUGAAAUAUGACAACUGUGAGCAGCUGUGCGUAAACACAUUACAAGGAUACUACUGUGACUGUUAUCCUGGCUUUAUUUUGUCAGAAGACAACACCACUUGCAGAGAUGUAAAUGAAUGCAAUGAAAAUAAUGGUGGAUGUGAGCAGCAUUGUAAAAACAGCGUUGGGUCUUAUGUAUGCAGUUGCAAGAAAGGAAAAUAUACUCUCUCAAAAAAUAUGCUGACCUGUGACGAUGUAAAUGAAUGUUCAUUGAACGCAGACAAAUGUGUCUAUCCGACCACGUGCAUCAACACAUUUGGAGGAUAUCACUGCUUAUACUCCAUGAUAUAUGACACAAGUAAAAAAGGAGUAAUGGGCUAUGACAAUAUCAACUCACCUGAACCUCAAAAACUUAUGAAGCAGAUCGAUGACAUGUACAGAGAAACUGAUGAGAGGUUGACUGAUGUGGAUAACAAAUUACUCAACGUGGAUGACAAAUUACUCAACGUGGAUGACAAAUUCAUCAAUAUGGAUGACAAAUUCGAAGGAUCCAAAACCACAGACCUGACUCUUGUGGUGUGGGUUGUUAUAACAACACUCGCUGUAGCGAUCAUAUCCUGUGUAGCAGUGAAGCAAUAUAGAAGAGUGAAGCAAAUGAAACAAGAUAUGACAUCACAGAUGUCAAAUAUUACAUCAGAAAUGACCAACAUGACAACAAAGAUGUCCAGUGUAGAGAGUGCAGUUGGUCUCAACUCCACCUCGGGACGGUCAAGACAAUCGUCUGAUGGGGAUGCUCUAGAGCCUAACUUCCUAUGUGAUAAAAAGUCUGAACGCAGUGAUGUAACCAGCGAUGCACUGACGGAAAGUGACGUCAGCGAGCCAUUCCCAAUCGGAAGCGAAUUAGACAUGUACGACAUUGAAUGUGGAGACAUGAGCAUUCAGUCAAUUACUACAGAUGGGAAUAACAAUAUUGAAACGAUGAAUGUCAGCUCUGAACUGUCUCGCAGUAAUGAAGACUGUGACAUCGAAAAACUUAGUCCAAUUUCUAUAUUCAAAGCCAACGAUCACGUGAAUCACCAAGAUCAAGAUUCCCCUAAAAGAGUAUCGCAAACCAUCGUUGAAACAGAAGGAGAGCUGCCAACAAACUUGUCAAAUGUGAUAGAAAUUACCUCGGCUAACACACUAGUUACAUUGACACCAAGCUCAACGCCGAUUCACAAUCGGAGAAAACAGAUGGACGAAGAACAUCCGCGUACAGAAUUGGAUCAAUCGAAAAAGAAAUCGUUUUUAAUUGUUGCAAAUAGUUCUGAAUGUUUCUAAAGCAUCAGUGCUUUGGUUAACUGUUAAUAUGAAAAUAUACAAAAAUCGCGUGAGUGUUGUUAUACUAGAGAAAGUUUGUGUUGAUUAGUACAGUUAUUGUUAGCCUUUUAUGUAAUUGUAAAUGAAGUCUAAUGAAUGUUAAUAUAUUUUUGAAAUAGUCUGUUGUAUAUUGUUAUGCAGUCCAAGGGCACGGUUUCUUAAAUGUUAAAUUAGUAAUUGAUCAGGGAAAUAGUUGAACAGUAUUGACGUUCGUUGGACUAUGUUGCAGACUAAAAUGAAGUUAUAAGAUUAGUUAGUCAAUCACACAGACCAAAUCAUGGCAAUUUAAGAUCAAUGUAUGAGCCCGGCCAUAGGCUAUUUGCAUUUCAUGGACUGUGUAACCGACUAGACCUCCUUGCUCCUAAAAAGAUUGUAAUUUCAGGGAGGCUAAUUUUGGCCUCCAAAGUCAGGUAUUUUGGGAAAUUGUGCUUUGGACUGUUGUUUUUUGCCAAUUGUAAAUACAAUCAAAAUUCUAUGCGUUAUUUAAUGUUAUCCAUUGAUAUGUAAUUUGUAAUGUUAUUGAAGCACAUAGUUUCGAUGCAAUUUCUGAAGUAUUAGUCUUGUAUUAAGCUUCUUGGUCUCUCACCUAUUAUUUCAUGCUCUACCCUUAAGUAGGCGUGUGUAUUAAUAGGGCAAGGGUGGAUCACAAGGACAUGAUGCAAGAGUACCGGAAAAUGAAUAGUGCUUUUGCAGAAGUGCUUAAACCAACUCUGUUUCCACAUCGUUAAAUAAUGGUCUGUAUUUGUGUAUAAUAGAUCACAGUAAAGUUGUUAAUAUAUAUCCGUUUUUAACUUAAGAAUUAUCUGUUGUAUCAUAGACUAGAGUUCUAUAUUUAAGAAAGAUAUAAUUGUUGUUCAUUUUUGUUCAUUGUAAUUCUUACUGUACCACUGUUUACUACAAACAUCUAUUUUUACAAAACAUUAUAUGAGAUUCCGCUGUGAAAUUAUAAAUUAUAUGCGAUCUAUUGGGGAAUCUUAAACUAGAUAAUGUUUUAAGACAUUAUUUUGUUCAUUAAAUUAAACCAUCUUUACAUCAAUUACGUGUCAUUUAUCGGAAGUCUUCAAAUAAUUUGUUAAUUUUAUAUUAUUUUACUAUUGUUUCUAUGUUGUCACAAAAUAUAUUUCUACCAAACAUAUAGUUAAACACGUUGUUAAAACAUCAAUUACAUGUUAUCAAUUGGGAAACCUCACAUGAUAUAUUUGUACAUUAUAUAUUUUAUUUACUGUU